AUGAAGUUCUCUCAGACUCUUCUCUCGCUUCUACUCGCCGGGGCAGCGGUCCAAGCGCAUCCCAUGGUGGACCCAAACCAUAGUCCAAAUGGGUUAAAUUCAAAGUCAAUCAAUCUAUUCAGCCCAGUUCCUCUCGUCCGCAAGAGCAAAUUCUCACACCCGUUUCUCGGCGCCGCGAGAAAGCAAGUCGCCUUUGCGCCACACAAGCACCAGAAACGCGCAAAGUCGAGCCAUCCUGCAUUGACCAAUGAGGAUUCGGACGCGAUGGAAAGUAAGAGUACUGGACGAGGCGUGCAAAAGGCUGGAGUCUUCGGUGUCGCUGUCGAAGGAGUUAGUAUCGGAAUCGGCCGUCCAAAUCGCCUGUCUCGUAAAGGCCACCGCGAAGAACUCGAGGAACGCGGUCUUCGUCCUAGAACUCAGCCCAGUUCAGGGGAUAAAGAGCAGUAUAGUGCUUCAAGAAAGCACUUAGCUACACCAGAACUCGCAGUUACCGUCGAACGUGGAAGAAUGCACGGCAUUGGAAAGAAGAGACUCGACCACAACGGACGGGGCAUCAAGGCUCCCGAUUACAAGACUGACGAGCCUACUCCGAGCGGAUCUGCAGAGGCGUCGUCUCCCUCAGCGACAAAGCAGCCGUCCCUAUCGAAUUGA
This is a messenger RNA of Serendipita indica DSM 11827, 651 nucleotides long. Lineage: Eukaryota; Fungi; Basidiomycota; Agaricomycetes; Sebacinales; Serendipitaceae. The record is from the annotation of a GenBank genome assembly.